UAUAUACUGACAUCAUCUGGUCGGGUUAAUAGACUGACAUCUGAUUGUGUUUUUAGUUUGUAAGAACUCGUCCUACAGAAACAUCCUCCUGGAGAUGUUCCCAAACAUCAGAGUGUUGGAUGGUGAAAGAGUGGUUGGACGUGGGAGUGACUUAUAUAAAUUAUGCAAAGACAUUGAUGAAACUAUCAAAGCUGGUUUCUAUAGGAAUGGCCAGUUACCAGAGCUGCCUGGCUGUAAGCCCUGGGUCGACAACGACUUCUGGGAAAUCAAGAGAUCCAGCAACGCCAUUAUAGACGAGGCCUACAAACAGUUCAAUGACGUCCUUCAUGAAUGCAGACUGCUGAACAACAGAGCAACACACGUCAUCUCACAGACAGAGAGAUCUCUGAGCCUCAAGAACCAGCCAAAGCAGUACUCUGUUUAAAAUGCGGUUUACAACAGGCAACAUUGAUUGUGAAGUGUGUUUGUGUGAUAUGUGUUACUUACAUGAAACGAUGUCAUGGCUUCAUGUAUUUGUAUUAAUGAUGUUGAUUUAUAUCCGAAUGCUUGACCCAGUGCCAGAACCUUGACAUGCUCAGCAUUACGUUGCAGACAGUGCUGCAUAGUGACACCUAGAGGAUACAUAACUACCCUUGGGUCUAGUGUAGCCAAUGUAAAGCCUCAUACCCCCUUGGGUCUAGUGUAGCCAAUGUAAAGCCUCCUACCCCCUUGGGUCUAGUCUAGAGUAGCCAAUGUAAAGCCUCCUACCCCCUUGGGUCUAGUCUAGAGUAGCCAAUGUAAAGCCUCCUACCCCCUUGGGUCUAGUCUAGUGUAGCCAAUGUAAAGCCUCCUACCCCGUGGGUCUAGUCUAGUGUGGCCAAUGUAAAGCAUCCUACCGCCUUGGGUCUAGUCUAGUGUAGCCAAUGUAAAGCCUCCUACCCCCUUGGGUCUAGAGUAGCCAAUGUAAAGCCUCCUACCCCCUUGGGUCUAGUGUAGAGACUAGUCUAGUCUAUACUACACUCUUAGAAAAAAAGGUGCUAUCUACAACCGAAAAGGGUUCUUCGGCUGUCCCCAUAGGAGAACCCUUUUUGGUUCCAUGUGGUACCCUUCGGCUGUCCCCAUAGGAGAACCCUACCCUACCCUCUACAGACGUCUACAGACUUCUACCCUCUACAGACGUCUACAGACUUCUACCCUCUACAGACGUCUACAGACUUCUACCCUCUACAGACGUCUACAGACUUCUACCCUCUACAGACGUCUACAGACUUCUACCCUCUACAGACGUCUACAGACUUCUACCCUCUACAGACGUCUACAGACUUCUACCCUCUACAGACGUCUACAGACUUCUACCCUCUACAGACGUCUACAGACUUCUACCCUCUACAGACGUCUACAGACUUCUACCCUCUACAGACGUCUACAGACUUCUACCCUCUACAGACUUCUACCCUCUACAGACGUCUACAGACUUCUACCCUCUACAGACUUCUACCCUCUACAGACGUCUACAGGCUUCUACCCUCCUGAGUGCUAAGUAGCCUACAGCCUCCAGUUCCAACCAACUCUGUGGGUUCAGCCCCAUUGUCUUACAUCAGAUAACGAUGAUUCCCCUUAUCGUCGGUUGAGGGACGACCGUUGCGUAGGAUCGACGCCACCUGCCGUAAGACAAUGGGUGCAGACGUGGAUCCAUAUUGACACCACUUAGGUGCCAUAAGGUGUUUACUGUGCUCACUAUGCACAGCGCUGUGUGUUGAGUGAUGCUGAGCCAUGCUGCUAUUACAAUACUGCUAUUGUUUAAAACUAUCAACAUUAUCAAAGCUUAUCCAUAUUGCACUACUUCAUCAUUGAUGGCGAAGUGUUUGUUUUAUUAUGCUGGCAUUGGGAGUGAUGCCUAUGUAGUGAAUUAACACAGUUUGACUUGUUUCUACUUGUUCUGCUGCCGUUAAUAAGGUCAACGAUAGCAGUACACGGAAAAUACUAUCUGCCAUUAAAAUGACUAAUAAACAGGCGGAAUUGCUGGUUUUGUUCCCAAA
Molecule: messenger RNA, 2018 nt
Organism: Oncorhynchus keta (chum salmon)
Lineage: Eukaryota; Metazoa; Chordata; Actinopteri; Salmoniformes; Salmonidae
Product: leucine-rich repeat-containing protein 61-like
Exons: 4
Coding region: 95-424 (109 amino acids)
Source: RefSeq, a predicted model, not a curated record